Molecule: messenger RNA, 912 nt
Organism: Exophiala xenobiotica
Lineage: Eukaryota; Fungi; Ascomycota; Eurotiomycetes; Chaetothyriales; Herpotrichiellaceae
Exons: 1
Coding region: 1-912 (303 amino acids)
Molecular function (GO): nitronate monooxygenase activity
Source: RefSeq, a predicted model, not a curated record
AUGGGCGGCUUUGCAGGGGGAGCUCUUGCAGCAGCCGUCACCCAAGCAGGAGGCGUUGGUAUGAUAGGAGGCGUCAUGGUCCCGGAGAUUGACAAAGAGUUGAACAUUGCGUCCAAGGCACUCGCUAAUACUACUACCGGGCCUGCGAAGACGCUGCCCAUCGGCAUCGGCCUAUUGCCAUUCGCCCUACGGGUCGAAUCAGUAUUGCCGGUCCUUGAAAAGUACAACCCGGCAAUCGUAUGGCUCUUUGCGGCAAAAGAACUAGGGGACUAUGCCGAGUGGACCACUCAGUUCAGGAAGGUCUGUCCACAGUCCGCAGUUUGGAUCCAGGUGGGCAGUGCGACGGCCGCACUUACCGUUGCACAAUCGGCGAAACCGGACGCCCUGAUCAUGCAAGGCGCUGAUGCUGGCGGUCAUGGCUUUGAGAGGGGUGCAAGUAUAGUCUCUUUGUUGCCGGAGACAAGUGAUGUCCUCAAUGCGAAUGGACUCGAGAACCUUCCGCUUCUCGCCUCGGGUGGCAUUGUGGACGCUCGUGGUGCAGCCGGGGCCUUCGCAUUGGGGGCUGCAGGUGUGGUGAUGGGGACGAGAUUCCUUGCUGCGAAAGAAACGAUCGUCCCGUCUGGGUACCGCGAGCUCGUCCUUGCUGCGAAGGAUGGAGGACAAGCGACGGUGCGGAGCAAGCUGUUCGACAACGUCAAGCAGCCAAAUAUCUGGCCAGAACCGUACGAUGGGAGGAGUCUGGUCACGAACAGUUACAUCGAUCAUGUAGAGGGUGUCAGCAUCGAGGAGAUACGCGAUAAGCAUAACAAAGCCGUGGUUGGGGAGGACCUUGGAUUUAGCACGAACAUUCCACGGACCUUGGAUUCAGCACGAAGAAUGUUCGUGCUAAUGUGUGGGCUGGUGCCGGUGUAG